AUGAAUAGUCAAUAUGUGCGCUUUGAAGUGUUUGGAUGUGAAACUGAGGAACUAACAGACUUCUGGGAAAAGACAAUUGAAAAACAAACUAAGCAUCUGCAAAUUGAAAAAGAACGUCAACAGAGAAGUGCUCUGCCAAAGUUAUUAAUAUGCAAUGUAUGCACUGAAAGUCAAAUCCUGGGGCAGCCUACAUGCCCACAGAAUGUCCCAGAUAAACUUCAAAGCCAAGGCUCAGCUGUGCAUGAAGCCCAUAGCAGUGGAGAUUCUGUGCUGUGGGGCCAUGCAGCAUGCUAUGCAAUUACAAAUGAGAUCUCAGUUGAUAGCCUGAGCUUCCUCCACCAGAAGGAGCUAUGUGGACAGCAUUCCCUUAUAUGUAUCAUUUUGUGUUUUAGGUGUCUUUUAAGCCUGGCACUAUCUUUACAAGUAAUCCAAUUUGGAAAUGCCUGUAAGGGGGAGAACUGUGAUGAUAACCCAGACCAGAAAAAUCCAAAUACUUCAUUAACCACCUUUAAUGAUAUAAAUAAUCUCAAUUCUGAGAGGAGAAGGAGGAACCCCUCUGAAGUCUUACCUUUCACUGGGCUUACAGAUGCCAGCAAACUGAACAGAAGCUGCUGUCAGAAUGGAGGGACCUGUUUCCUGGGGAGUUUUUGCAUAUGUCCAAAACACUUUACUGGCAGACACUGUGAACGUGAUAAACGGAUCAGUAGCUGCGGUGCCAUUGGCCAGGGAGAAUGGACCCAGGAAGGAUAUUUGUUCUGCCAAUGUGUUUAUGGGAUUCUGCACUGUUUCCCUCAAAACCAGGAAGAUGGUUGUGGUCCUACAAAGAAAAACAUACCUGCUUGGAUUCAUCUUGGAAUGAGUUCUGAAGGACCAAAACUUCAACAGACAACAGACAUCCUUAUAGUUUCAUUACUGUUUCCUCUGCUUUGUCAGCUCCUCUAA
This is a messenger RNA of Gopherus evgoodei (Goodes thornscrub tortoise), 942 nucleotides long. Its product is annotated as cryptic protein-like. The coding region runs from base 1 to 942 and encodes 313 amino acids. The transcript has 7 exons. The record is from RefSeq and is a predicted model, not a curated record. NCBI's taxonomy places the organism in Eukaryota, Metazoa, Chordata, Testudines, Testudinidae.